Messenger RNA from Parnassius apollo (apollo), 1737 nucleotides. NCBI's taxonomy places the organism in Eukaryota, Metazoa, Arthropoda, Insecta, Lepidoptera, Papilionidae. The record is from the annotation of a GenBank genome assembly.
AUGACGGCGACUGCACCAGAACUGUCUAAGUCAGAUUUCUUCGAUUUCGUAACCUCCAACGAAUUUACAGAUGCACAGUAUAAACAACAAAUGCGUUCCGUAAACGUUUUCAUGGAAUCACCAGAUUCGAGGUCGAAUCCUUUAUUGUCUGAAGAACCUAAGGAACAGAAUAACAAUAACUUACUGAGUGUAACAGGAGGACACUCUACAGUAAAUAACAUGGCUACGGCUACAACUUCUAACGCGUUACAAAGUUUUGACUCUAUUUGGAACGUUGAUCGCGAUCGAGAUCGCUUAGAAACAGCAAUGCUGGAAGAUCUUAAUAAAUUUUACUGGAAUCAAGAUAGUGAAAUAAGUAGAACGCACCCUUGCACUGACACUGCCAUCUCUAACAAACUUAUUAGUAACAACACGGAUGGGCAAAUUUAUACUCUAACCGUUCUAAAUCAAGAUAUGGUUGAACCAAAUCCAAAUCGUUAUUGGGGAAAAGAAGAAGAUGUCUCUAUGUCAAGUCCAACUGAUAUAGAACAACAAUCUUCGUUAGAUCUCGAGUCAAUAUUAAAUAUGAACGGCUUUCCAAAUGAUUUCAAUCAAGACGCUUUGAGUGCUAAUAUACUUCCAAAAGUUGAAAACUUUAAUUAUGAAGACGGUGAAUCAGAAAAUCAAAGUGUUGAUAUGAGUACAAGUAAUAUGGUUAAAGUUGAACCAUAUAAUUACGAUGAAAAUGACUUUCAAAGUAAUGAUAAGAAAGAUGAUUCAUGUAGUUCUAUAAUUGGUACACAGAAUAUAUUAGAUAGUCAAACGGAAUUCAAUAAUAAUAAUAAUGACUGGAAACUUACAGAUCAAAACACGGAAUCUAAUGAAUCUCUACUUAGAAGUGCCCUUCAAGGCAAAGCUUUUAUUAGAUAUAGUGCCGUACAAAAGGCCAAUAUAUCAAAACUUGACGCAGAGACAGAGUUGAAAAGGGUUAUCAUAAACAACAAUAAUAAAGCUGACGUACCUUCAAUGUACCAAGAUAAUAAGGAAAGUGAAACUGAACUUUUGAUGGCAAUUGCACCGCAAAAUGGAAACGUCAAUAUUUCUAUAUUACUAGAGGAUCCAAGUACAACUGUUAUUUCUAACGGAGAAAAUCCUACAUCUACACACAGCGUCGAUGACAUUCUUCUUUCACAAUUGGAUGCUAAUUACCCUGAUGAUUACGAAAAGUUAAAAAGAAUAGCAACCGAGUUAGGUGAAUCAGUGCAGCCAUUUUGCACUGUUGAACCUAUUGAUCCGGCACGGAGUGUUUACAAUAUACACCAUGUUAAUGGAGAAUUAGUAACAAUGAUACCUGCUAGUGAAGUGCAACUAUCCCAACACUUACAAAUCGUUACAACGUCACCCACUGUAACAAGCACGAAAUCUGUAAGUAAAAAAUAUAAAAGGGUUCAUAAUAAGAAUUCUCCGCCAGCAACACAAUCGCAAUCAGGGACUGCAAUUCAAGCAGCCACCUCAACGUCAAAUGGCGUUAGAAAAGAAAGGUCUCUUCAUUAUUGUUCGAUUUGUUCAAAAGGCUUCAAAGAUAAAUACUCUGUAAAUGUCCACGUUAGAACACAUACAGGCGAAAAACCGUUCUCCUGCUCUCUAUGUGGUAAGAGCUUUCGACAAAAAGCGCACUUGGCAAAGCAUUAUCAAACACAUAUUGCUCAGAAGAGUGCCGCUGCCAAUGGCGCUGCAAAACCGAGUAAACAGAGGUAA